AUAUUCUGCACCUCUCAUGAAACAUUAUAAAGAUUCAUUCUGAAGUUUUGUGUAUAGAAUAAUAGGAAUUACUUAUAUAUCUUCUGAUUUUGUACUGUCACAUUAAGUGGAAUGGAGCGAAGUAUUCAUGAAAUGUUGAAAGAUGCCCCAUCUUUAAAUGAUAGUGAUAGUGCAGUCCAUAGUGGAACUCCACCACCUCAUGUACCAAACAAUUGUACUAGUGAUAGUCAACCUAGACCAGCUACAAUUAAUUUAACUUUGGGUAGUCCUACUUCACAAGUGUCUGUAACAGUAUCUCCAAAUACUCCUAUUCAAAAUGGUGAUACGCAAACAAUGCGUACUGCUCAAAGCAAAAUUGAAAGCAUCAAAAAUUGGAGUAUCUCUACUUACAAGUGUACAAGACAAUUAAUGUAUGAGAAACUUGGGAAAACAUCUCGUACGGUAGAUUCAGAGCUUGAAACCCAGAUUGAGUUAUUAAGAGACACUCAGAAAAAAUAUUGUAAUGUUUUACGAUUAUCAAGAGCAUUAGCUUCUCAUUUUCAUCAUGUUGUUCAAACACAACAUGCUUUAGGAGAGGCAUUUUCCGAAUUAGCACAGAAAUCUCCGGAAUUACAAGAAGAGUUUCUAUACAAUUCGGAAACACAAAGAAACUUGACUAAAAAUGGUGAAACAUUACUAGGGGCCUUAAAUUUUUUCGUUUCUUCCGUAAAUACACUUUGUAAUAAAACUAUCGAAGACACAUUACUUACAGUACGACAGUAUGAAACGGCAAGAAUAGAGUAUGAUGCUUAUAGAACAGAUCUUGAAGCAUUAGCACAGGCUACAAAAUCUGAUGGUAGCAAUGCAGCAAGAUUAGAAGAGGCUCAAGUUAAUUAUGAAGAGCAUAAACAAAAUUUUGAAAAACUAAGAUCAGAUGUUUCGAUUAAACUUAAAUUCUUAGAUGAAAACAGAAUCAAGGUAAUGCAUAAACAAUUAUUAUUGUUUCACAAUGCAGUAUCUGCCUAUUUUUCUGGAAAUCAAACGGCGCUGGAAGCUACAUUGAAACAGUUUAAUAUAAAGGUUAAAUCACCGAAUUCUUCUUUACCGUCGUGGCUUGAACAGUAGUUAUACUAGAAGAAAUAAAUCCAUGUGUUGAAAGGUAUGAAUAAAAAGAUACAUUCGUCCAAACGAAUUUCUCUUUGAGCAACAAAGAGAAUGACAAGGUAGAAUAACUUUCAGAAAUUCUCCGAAAUGUUACAAAUCACUGCUGUUAAAUAAUUUAUCAGUUCAAAUGAUUUUUGAAACGAAAGUGGAUAAAUAACGUAAAACCAGACUGAAUUUUUUUCUAAUUUAUGCUUUAAAUAUUAGCCAGUAUCUGUAUGUGGUAUAUGCAUCAACAAAUCUUGAUUAUAUGCAAAUAUUGUCAGUUAAAAAUAUGCCAUUUAAAGAAUUUGGUAAAGAUCUCUCUUUAUUCAGUAGCAAUGUUUACGAAACUUUAAAGGCAAUAGGUAUUUAAUUUUUAUAUCAGGCUUCUUAGAGAAGUCCUAAUGUAAAUACAUAAAAUAUGAUAUACUGAGCUUUGAAUUUUAUAGUAUGUACAAAACGGUAUUCAUUGGUUCUUUAUAUUACAUUUUGCACCAAUUUAAUAGAUAUAUCACAGUUGCUGUUAAGAGAACUACGAUGAAUUGAACAAAUUAUAAGCUUAGAUAUUUUUUGUACAUACUUUUCAUUCCAUUUCACGGGUUAAAUUUUGAUUGAGCUUUACUUGGUCACCUUUCGCGAAUGAAUAAUUAUUCAUUCUUCAUUUAAACAGUUCAUUGAUCUGUUUAAUUAAAGAAGACUUGGCACACUUUUAAUACUUCCUGAAAUGUAUUACAUUUUUUACAUUUCUGUAUCUUAUUUGUAAUGUUUAAACGUUGAUGUCAUCUUCAUAUAUUUACUGAGUUUUACGUCAAAAUUAAUCGUUUUAAAAAAGUUAAAGGGAGAAUGAAUUCUUAAACCUCGUACUUAGUUGUGUUCUUAGAUUAACUUGCUUUCCUCAUGCAAUUUUUUAUCGUGAGAUUUUUUACAAUUAUACUUAUUUAAUUAUGAUCUAAUCAAAUUAAUUUAUUAACUUAUCAUUAUAUAAGACAAUUACGUUUACAUUCUUAAUCAUAUAUAUUUAUGAUUUAAUUUUUACAAGUAUUUACUUUCAAGUAUUUUAAAAAACAAAGUAUACGUUUAUUGAGCUGUUUAGAAUAAAGAAGUGUGAUUUUAUUGAGCAUAAUUAUUUUUAAUCAAAAGUAUUUUGAUUUAAAUGAAAAAAGAUGUUUUAUUAUUGCAAAGCAGACAAACUUCUAGUCAUAUUUUUUAAGUGAAAAAUUCAUAUUUAUAUAUUUUUUUUUUAAACAGCAAUACAUAUUGUCUGUACCGAGACAUCACAGAUCAUUACGCUUCACAAAUAGAAAAUUCUUAAUAUAGAUAAAAUAGCCAUAUGGCAUACAUUAUUAUUAUUAUUUGUUGCUUCAACCUAUAGUUUAUACUGAAAUGGAUAGCACUUUAAACUAUAAAAAUUAAUCUAGUAAAAUUAUAUGAAUAUGGUUUAUUAUUAAUAUUCAAAUAUAUUUCUUCUCAUGAGAUCAUAAAUGAAUUUUUUAAUGUGCAUAAAAUACUACAUAUAUAACUGAACUGUAUAUGUAUUUCAUAUACAAUUCACUAUAUUUUUUAAACUUCUGAAAAUUGUCAUCAUUGUAAAUUUAAAACAAUAAUGAUAAACAUUAAGAUAAAAACUAUGACUCAUGAAGUAGUAAUGAUAUUUUACUUUCUGCAUAAUUAGCUUUACAUAGUGUGCAAUCUCUAAAGAUCAAAUUCUUUUUUAUAUUCUGUUAAAGUUCAUAAGAAAUGCAUUCCAUUAUUUAACAAGGUUUGUUAAGAAUGUUUUAGGCCAAUAAAAUACAUUGUAAUUAAAUAAAAAUAAAAUCUUAUAUUUAUUAUUAAGUAGAAAUAAGAAUGAAGAAUAAUGUUGAAUGACUUACAUAACUAAAAUGUGCAGUUUAAGCACUUUUUAAUUUAUAAAACAUAUUGUAGCGACUGUAUUAUGUUCCUAAUCAUGAUGUUGUUGUGUGUAUAUUAUGUGUAUACAAACUCCAAAUAAUAAAUGAAUGCUUAUA
This is a messenger RNA of Osmia bicornis bicornis, 3128 nucleotides long. RefSeq names its product arfaptin-2 (gene Arfip). The transcript has 6 exons. Gene Ontology annotation, biological process: intracellular protein transport; regulation of Arp2/3 complex-mediated actin nucleation. The record is from RefSeq and is a predicted model, not a curated record. Gene Ontology annotation, cellular component: trans-Golgi network membrane. Gene Ontology annotation, molecular function: phospholipid binding; protein domain specific binding. Lineage: Eukaryota; Metazoa; Arthropoda; Insecta; Hymenoptera; Megachilidae. Bases 112 to 1104 code for a protein of 330 amino acids.